This is a messenger RNA of Rasamsonia emersonii CBS 393.64, 1281 nucleotides long. Its product is annotated as Alpha-L-rhamnosidase. The transcript has 5 exons. Gene Ontology annotation, molecular function: polygalacturonase activity. The record is from RefSeq and is a predicted model, not a curated record. Lineage: Eukaryota; Fungi; Ascomycota; Eurotiomycetes; Eurotiales; Trichocomaceae. Gene Ontology annotation, biological process: carbohydrate metabolic process. The coding region runs from base 1 to 1281 and encodes 426 amino acids.
AUGAUCUACUGGGGUAUUCUGUUCGUGUUCCUCCUUUCUGCGAACGCGGCCCUUGCAACGGCCAAGCCCGACGACGAUGUCUCCAACAGCAAGGCCACAAGAAGAGUGUGUACCGUGCAGCCCGGAGGAUCCGAAGCGAUCGACGACGCUCCGGCGAUCAUCCAGGCCUUCGAGCAGUGCGGAUAUGGCGGCACGGUCGUCUUUCUGAACACCACGUACUACGUCAACAGCGUGAUGAAUACGACGGGCCUCGCGGACAGCGAGGUGGAUCUGAGAGGGACAUUGCUGUGGGGAACGAAUAUCACAUACUGGCUCUCCCACUCCCUCCCCGUCGGCUACCAGAAUCAGUCGACGGCCUGGCUCCUCGGCGGCGAUAACAUCCGCGUCGAUGGCCAUGGCUAUGGCACGCUGAAUGGGAACGGCAACGUGUGGUAUAGCUUCGUCCAUGGCCGGUCGAAUUACCCGCGCCGGCCGCAUGCGCUGACGGUCUGGGGCGCGACGAACUCGGUGUUCCAGGGGCUGCGAUUCAUCCGCAGUCAGAUGUGGACCAUGUCCAUUAUUUACUCUCACAACACCGUCUUCGACUCCAUCUACGUGAACAACACCAGCACAGGCGGCAGCCCAUCCUGUAACUCCCACAUCACCUUCCGCAACUGGAUCGUGGACAACGGCGACGACAGCAUCAGCAUCAAGGCCAACUCCACCGACAUCACCAUCACCAACUGCACGUUCUACAACGGCCUGGGCAUCGCGAUCGGCAGCAUCGGCCAGUACAAGGACGUGUUUGAGACCGUCCAGCGGGUGAAGGCCGAGGAUACCCAGUAUCACAACACCUUGCAUGCCGUCUACUUCAAGACGUGGACGGGAGAGCAGGUUGGAUAUCCACCGAAUGGGGGAGGUGGUGGAUUUGGGUUCGCGUCCGACAUGACCUUUGCCGAUCUGCACAUCCAGCACACCCGAGGCCCCCCGAUCUCCAUCUCCCAAUGCACGACCUUCAGCGGCACGGCGGGGAACUGCACGUCGUCCAAGUUCGAGCUCUCCGACCUGUCCUUCCACCACAUCGAGGGGACGUCCUCGACGGCCGUCGUGGCCAGUCUCCAGUGCAGUGCCGUCAAGCCGUGCCGGAACAUCGUCAUCACGGACGCGGACAUCAUCACGCUCAGUUCCAACGGGACCAGCGCGGCGGCGGCGCAGUAUCUCUGUGGCAAUGUCAUCGGGACCAAAGGGUUUAACUGCACCGGUCCCGUGUGUGUUGGGGCGAGUGCGACUGGAGGUUGUUGA